GUGCAGAGGUUGGCCGGUGUGACCCAAACUAGACCAAGUGCAAGCAUUCCGAAGAGAAAGCCACAGCCCGAGCCUCUGCAUCUGGGCCUCACAUAGCAAGUAGGCACUUUGCUUCUUCUCUCUGUCUCUCUCUCAAAACCCUAGUUUCUCCAGUCGGCCAAUUUCCCGGCCCUAAUUCGUCGUACCCUUCGCGCGCGCUCUCCCUCUCAGCCGGGAGGUUCGUUGUUUCCGAGAAGAAGAAGUGGAACAGGGGAAGAGAAAGCUGGGGAAGGUCAAGGCCAUGGGAUCGAAAUCGAAGGGUUCCGCUUCAAGUGAAAGCGCCGAUGCUCCAUCCGGCGAGGGUGGCAGCCCAGGAAAGAUAUUCGUUGGAGGCUUAGCGAAGGAUGUUACCUUAGCGGUGUUUUCUAAGUACUUUGGGAAAUAUGGAGAGAUCACAGAUUCUGUCAUAAUGAGAGAUAAAUAUUCUGGACAUCCAAGAGGUUUCGGUUUUGUUACUUAUGCAGACCCUUCAGUUGUCGACAGAGUCAUACAAGAAACUCACAUCCUUAAUGGGAAACAAGUUGAGAUUAAGAGAACAAUCCCAAAAGGAGCCAUACCAUCCAAAGAUUUCAGGACAAAAAAAAUUUUUGUAGGAGGAAUACCUCCAACAGUUACAGAAGAUGAAUUCAAGAAUUUCUUCGGGAAAUAUGGGAAAGUGGUGGAUCACCAAAUCAUACGUGACCAUACAACCAAUCGCUCUCGGGGUUUUGGCUUUAUAGUGUUUGACUCAGAACAAGUUGUAGAUGAUUUGUUAGUGAAAGGGAAUAUGGUUGAUCUGAUGGGCACCAAGGUGGAGAUAAAGAAGGCCGAGCCAAGAAAAGCCUCCAACCUAUCCGGACCUGCAUUUGGUAGCGAAUCUAGGGCUCGGCCUUACAGUGGAGGUGCAGGUGGAUUUGGUGGCUCUUAUGGUGGAUUUGGUGGUCCUGGGGACUUCGGUCCUCCCCCAUAUAGGUCUGGCGGAGGCUAUGGUUCUAGGCUUGGUGGUUAUGGUGGAUUUGGUGGCGGUGUUGGUAGCGAUUUUGGUGGUGGUUAUGGAGGAUUUGGUAGUGGUGGCUUAGGUGGUUAUCGAGGAGAAACUUCUUUUGGCUACUCUGGUCGCCUCGGCUCUUAUGGUGGUGGUGGUGCCGGGUUUGAUGGCGGGUAUGGUGGUGGUGGGCCUCUUGGGGGUUAUGGCAGAGGUGUUGAUGAUUAUGGUGGUUACGGGAGAUCUGACUAUGGUGGUGGGUAUGAAUCUGGUCCAGGUGCUGGAUAUGGUGGAGGUAGCUAUUAUGGAGGUAGGGGUGGUUAUGGAGGUGGCGGCACUGGAAGGUACCAUCCUUAUGCAAGGUAGAGGCGCUCGCUCUGGUGCACUUGAUUGAUACUAGCUCAAAUGAAAAUGAUUUCAAGGUGUCUAGAAAUUUCAGCAGAUCUAGUUUUAUUGGUGCCUUGUACUCAGGUAGCUUCUGUAUCCUCCCUAGUGAGAGAUCUCAGCGGAUGGUUCCUGUGUUUUAGAUACUCCUCAUGUUAAUGUAUUUGUCAUUGAAGACCUACAGGGUUUCUAUGAUCUUAUGUUUAUGCAGUUAUUUGGAUUCGAAA
Molecule: messenger RNA, 1614 nt
Organism: Nymphaea colorata (pocket water lily)
Lineage: Eukaryota; Viridiplantae; Streptophyta; Magnoliopsida; Nymphaeales; Nymphaeaceae
Product: heterogeneous nuclear ribonucleoprotein 1
Exons: 6
Coding region: 281-1369 (362 amino acids)
Biological process (GO): regulation of gene expression
Cellular component (GO): nucleoplasm; ribonucleoprotein complex
Molecular function (GO): RNA binding
Source: RefSeq, a predicted model, not a curated record